AUGAGAGAUUGCAUGUGCUAUGUACAUCCCAACAUGCUGGGCAUCCGAGGGCAGCCGAGCGGGUCUCCCGGAGAGCUACCUCUGCAUAUUCUCACUCGGGUCAAGAAAGUUAUAUCCCUGAUAGCGGUACUUGCCUUCGGUCAAGAGCGUGGUAUCCUGAUUCCAUCCGUGUCGUCCUCAUCGCCUCGGGAUUUUGAUCCUUUGUUGAAGGAUUUGAAUGAGAAGAAACAAAGUUUCCGGCGUAACGUGGAGUCGCUUGCGGCGGAAUUGAAGGAGGUGAGGAGCCGUUUGGCAUCGCAAGAACAGUCAUUUGCUCAAGAAAUCCUAACGAGACAGACUUGGUUUCGCUUCAAAACAAACAAAAAAAAUCAGGAUGCAGAGACAAAGGCAAAGCACAUGGAAGAGGAGAUUUUUAAAUUACAGAAGAGUUUAGAGGAGAGAAAUGGGGAGCUUCAAGCUUCAGCCUCUGCUGCUGAAAAGUACCUUAGGGAAUUGGAUGAUCUUAGAUCGCAGCUUACUCAAGCCACUGCUGAUGCUAGUGCGGCAUUAGCUCAGUCAGCCCAAGUACAGUGUUUAGCGUUGUUGAAGGAGCUGGACCAGAAGAAUAGUUCAUUGAAAGAGCACGAGGCUCGUGUUACUUGGUUAGGAAAGCAACUAGAUAAUUUGCAGAAGGAUCUCCAAGCAAGGGAUUGUUCCCAAAAACAGCUGAAAGAUGAGGUUUUGAGAAUUGAGCAUGAUAUCAUGCAAGCUGUUGCUAAGGCUGGAGCAAAUAAGGAUUCUGAACUCAGGAAACUUUUGAAUGAGGUUUCUCCCAAGAGUUUUGAAAAGAUUAGUAAGCAGUUAGAGAAACAACGACGAGCUGAUCAGGAACUGAAGAAGAGGGUGUUGAAGUUGGAAUUCUGUCUCCAGGAAGCUCGUUCUCAGACACGAAAACUCCAAAGGAUGGGAGAGCGAAGGGACAAAGCACUAAAAGAACUUAGAGAUCAGCUGGCUGCAAAACAACAAUCUGCAAGUGUUGGCAACGAGAAACAGAAUUUCUGGGAAACCUCUGGUUUCAAGAUUAUAGUCUCCAUGUCGAUGCUGAUAUUGGUAGUGUUUUUGAAGCGGUGAUUCCGUUUAGCAGUGUAGGUAAUGUGUAUAAUGAAUACCCAAAGAGGAUUUUAGGAAAGGCUAGAGCCAUUGCCUUUGGGAAAGAAAAAGGCUUGUAGAUGUAGUAGUACAUGAGUCUGUCCUCAUUGUGAACUACAUUUGAGGUGACAUUAGUGUUAUAGGAACAUGCAUGACAUUUUUUCCCUCUCCCAUUAUGGAUUAUUAGCUGAACCGAGCGCCAUGGUGACAAAACAUUUACC
Messenger RNA from Hibiscus syriacus, 1349 nucleotides. Its product is annotated as nuclear envelope-associated protein 2-like. Lineage: Eukaryota; Viridiplantae; Streptophyta; Magnoliopsida; Malvales; Malvaceae. The record is from RefSeq and is a predicted model, not a curated record. The transcript is spliced from 5 exons. The coding region runs from base 1 to 1110 and encodes 369 amino acids.